This is a messenger RNA of Thlaspi arvense, 418 nucleotides long. NCBI's taxonomy places the organism in Eukaryota, Viridiplantae, Streptophyta, Magnoliopsida, Brassicales, Brassicaceae. The record is from the annotation of a GenBank genome assembly.
UAAUGGUGAAGAAAAAACAUCAUAACAAACGAAGAAUAAGAAAAUACUCAAAAUGAAUGGUUGUACGAUCUUCUUUUUUAUGUUUUUUUACCUUUUUUGUCGACGAAUGGUGGUGGUUGUAGAAUCCCUGUUAUCAAAUGUCAAGAUUGCGACUGCACUGGUAAAAUGUGUCAAAAAUAUUUUCCAGGAUUGAAGGUGGUAUGGCCAGAACUAAAAGGAGUAAGUGCAAUUGAAGCAAAGAGAAAAGUAGAAAGUGAUAAUCCACAUGUUACUGGGAUUAUAGUUCCGGAUGACACUGCUGUGAUAUUCGUCAAUUGUUGUAACCGUGUCCUUCUAAGCGUUUCCGCCAAUAACUGUCCCAAUGGUCCUGUCCUUAACAUUCCUCAAAUGGGAUGAUAAUGUUGUGUAAUACUUUUAC